AUGGAAUACCCGCAAGAAAGCUUCACAGCAACAACUUUCGCUCCCGACUCGUUCUGGGCGAAACGCCGUUCGGUAGUCAGGUCGCAGACCCUUCGACAUCAGUUGCAGAUGCUGAAGAGGACGGGACGGUAUGACGCUUUUAAAUUGCAGUGGCAUCCGAGCUACUCGAACCCGCCAACGGUAUGGCCGAUCCCGAAUCAUCUCUUCUGGGAUUCCGACGUCGCCAAAUGGAUUGAGGGUGCUUGCUACUUCCUGAUGGAUGAAGAGGACGCGGAGGUGGAUGCGGCCGUGAAAGAACUGGUGCAGAUGAUCCGCGAAGCCCAGGCCGACGAUGGCUAUAUAAACAUCCACUACACCGUCGUCGAACCGGGAAAGAGAUUUACCAACCUGAAGGACAUGCACGAGCUAUACAACGCAGGGCAUCUCAUCGAAGCCGCCAUUGCGCACCACAAACACUAUGGGAAUGAUGCUUUAUUAUCGCCGAUCCUCAAGUAUGUGGAUCUACUUGCAGCGACCUUUGGUGACGGUCCUGGUCAGAAGCGUGGAUAUCCAGGCCACCCCGAAAUCGAACUGGCCCUUCUCCGGCUAUACAAGGUGACAGGAGACGAGAAGCAUCUCAAGUUGGCUCGCUUUUUCAUUGAAGAGAGAGGAAACCCAACGGGCGGGAAAGGAGGUCGACAUUACUAUGACGUGGAGGCGGAAGAAAGAGGCGAGCUCAAGACCGAGACUCGAUUUUACUAUCCACAGCCCAGGAGCUAUUGGUAUCACCAGGCCCACGUUCCCAUCACGGAACAAGAGACGAUCGAGGGACAUUCUGUGCGUGCCAUGUACCUGUUGACAGCGGUAGCAGAUUUGAUCCGUCUGUCUACUCCUACCAGUGAAUUCGGCGCUAAAUAUCUCCCUGCGGUUCGGCGGCUGUGGUCCAACAUGAUCGAGAAGAAAACAUACGUAACGGGCGGCAUUGGGGCAAUCAAGCAAUGGGAAGGAUUUGGGAACGAUUAUUUCCUACCCCACAGCACUGAUGAAGGUGGCUGUUAUGCUGAGACUUGUGCGGCGAUUGGGGUGAUGAUGCUGGCUGAACGGCUGUUGCGGGUCGAACUUGAUAGCCAGGUUGGGGACAUGUUGGAACUUUGUCUUUACAACGCGGUUCUGACAGGGAUGAGCUUGGAUGGAAAAGCGUUUACCUAUGUCAAUCAGCUCGCAUCAUCCGAGAAAGACCGCUCUGAGCGAUUCGAAUGGUUCGAAUGCGCAUGCUGUCCGCCUAAUGUCACUCGCACGCUUGGAUUCCUUGGUGGUUACGUCUGGAGUCCAGUUAUCGAAGAGCGACGGGCUACAGUAAAUGUGCAUCUAUAUACGUCCGCGACCCUUCGACUUGACGUAUCCGGUUCCACGGUUGAGAUUUCGCAGAGCACUGAUUGGCCCUGGGACGGGAACGUGGCCUUCAAUGUCACCUCUCCUGACGAAUCAGUCGAGGUGGAUCUGCGACUCAGAAUCCCCGGUUGGGCUUCUUCCUAUGAGAUCACACCACAACUUAACAAUGUCGACAUCUGGAAUGGGUAUCUCUUCCUGAGCUCCUCGUGGAUUAAGGAACACCUGAAAUUUAGCAUCAAUUUUCCGAUGAAGCCCAGGAUUGUCAGACCAAACCCCUUGACCCUUCAGCCUGUGGCGUAUGUUGUUCGAGGUCCUAUCGUGUACUGUGUCGAGGACGUGGACCAUCCCUGGGAAGAGAAUCAUUUCAAGAAUGUGAUCUUUGACCUUGGGGCUCAGCUCCGGGAAGAGAAGCGAUCAGAACCGGACAAGUAUGUGGCAAUUAUUGCGGAGAAGGGGUUCAAAGAUGAGCUCGACCUCUCGCUGUGGAAAGGCAAAGUCGCCGCAGAAUUGGCCCCCGGGUCCGGCCGCAGCCCGACCUCACCCGCAGGACGGGAUCUGUGCUUCAUUCCUUACUACCUGCGAGCAAACAGGGGAGGAAAGGGCCAGAUGAGGGUUGGCCUCCGUGUACAAUGA
Messenger RNA from Rasamsonia emersonii CBS 393.64, 2004 nucleotides. RefSeq lists its product as uncharacterized. The transcript is spliced from 6 exons. Gene Ontology annotation, biological process: carbohydrate metabolic process. Lineage: Eukaryota; Fungi; Ascomycota; Eurotiomycetes; Eurotiales; Trichocomaceae. The record is from RefSeq and is a predicted model, not a curated record. Bases 1 to 2004 code for a protein of 667 amino acids.